ACCGUGACGUAAUGGACGUCUUGAAAUUUCUUGGACAGUUCCCCAACAAACUUGACUGUAAAACUUCCAGCUGUUGUUUUUAAGGAAGUAAAUGCGCGUCGCUGGUGAACAACGACGCUUUAAAACAACAACAACAACAAAAAUAACUUGACUGACUUGGCGUAAUACCACAAAAAACAACGCAAAUUUGGUCCAAUGAUGCUAACAGGUUGCUAACAACAGAUGGCUGGGGAACCACCUGAGAUGACCCAACUUGGAGGUGAAGGGGAGAUGUCGAAGGACGAAACAGACGCCAAACCUGACCGCAAGGGGAGGUUUUUACUCUUUGGCAAGAAGAAUAAGGAUGGCCAGACGUGGGAGCAGGACUACUCUUCUGAAAGCCAUUACAGAAUUGUCUCACCAACAUUCCAGUAUAAGAUGAACCACCGGCGAGUGGGCAAGUGCAUCAUCAUCAACAACAAAAACUUUGACGAAAAAACAGGGAUGAAUGUACGCAAUGGGACGGACCGCGAUGCCGGCGAGCUGUUCAAGUGCUUCAAGAAUCUGGGCUUCAACGUCUUCAUCUACAAUGAUCAGACCUGCGAGAAGAUGGAGCGUCUCCUUCGGGAGGCCUCGGAGGAAGACCACAGCGAUAGCUCGUGUUUCGCCUGCAUCCUGCUCAGCCACGGCGAGGAGGGCAUGAUCUACGGCACGGAUGGCGCCAUGCCCAUCAAGACCAUGACCUCACUGUUCAGGGGGGACAUGUGCAAAAGCUUGGUGGGGAAGCCCAAACUAUUUUUCAUCCAGGCCUGUCGGGGUUCUGAAUUUGAUGAUGGCAUCCAGACAGAUUCAGGUCCACCAAAUGACACCCUUGAGACAGACGCCAAUCCAAGACAUAAGAUUCCCGUCGAGGCUGAUUUCCUCUUUGCCUACUCCACUGUACCAGGUUACUACUCGUGGAGGAACCCCGGGCGUGGCUCCUGGUUCGUCCAGGCGCUGUGCAACGUCCUCAACGAGUUCGGCAAGCAGCUGGAGAUCAUGCAGAUCCUGACGCGCGUCAACUACAUGGUAGCCACCAGCUUCGAGUCGUGGUCCGAGGACCCGCGCUUCAGCGAAAAGAAGCAGAUCCCCUGCGUGGUCUCCAUGCUCACCAAGGAGCUCUAUUUCAACUGACCACCACCACUCCCGUCUCUUCAGGGAUGGAUGGAGCAGUCCAAGAAGCAUUCAGGGAUCAUUCCGGCCCAGCGGGAGCAAGUGCUGCACUUUUUAGCGCACGUGUUGAUUGGGCCCGAAAUGGAAUGUUUUAUAGUAGCACUGCGCUUUCACGUGUUGCUAGUGAAACCCCCCCCCCCCCCCCCCUUCUUCAGGUUUUUCCUCACAACAAUGGCGUCACAUUUGAUCGGAUCUUUGUCGGCAGGCAUUGUGAGAUAUGCAUGUUCUUCUACUACCACUCAACUUUUGUUCCCGCACUUGUCGCUGCCACUUCCUUUUCCGAAUACUCUGCACCUCUUCAUUUUCACGCUCAUCAUUUCCGCCACAAGAAUGUGCUUUCGAUCCUGUUCAUGCAUUCGGCUACAAAUUGAAGACAAAAUAGCAUCUUAAAGUUCAUACUACCAUCCUCAGGUUCAUUCGUGUCUCCAAAAGUGGGUAAAUGUAGUACGUAUUGUAAAUGCUACAGUAUAUUUCCAUGCUGCGUGUACAUGGAAAGAAAAUGGUCAGCUUUGUGGAUCAUAUUCAGAUCACCACAACAUAACCGUAACAUGAUCAGAAAUGAUACAUACAGUGGAUAUACAAAAUCUACACACCCCUGUCCUAUUGCAAGAUUUUCGUGAUAUGAAAAAAAUAAAGUAAAAACAUUUCCAAAUCUAUUAAUGUAAUCAACCUGUACAACUCUAUUGGAGAAAAAAAAAUAUUUCAAAAAAGUAAGUAAACAAACGUCUGAGAGAAUAUAACAUAUUCCCUAUAAGAGGGUUGUGGCUGGGAUGUGAAUUAACCAAUAACAUUCAAACUUCACUCAUCUCACAGUAUUUAAAUUGUCGCUUAUUAAUUCAAAAUUCAGUUCAGUUGUUCUAAUAGGCUUUCACGCAGUUGUACAGGUUAUGGCCAGGUCACAUUAACGCAAAAUAUUUUUUAUUUCAAAAUGAAUGUGGAUUUUUUUCUACAUAGCACUCCUGUAACAGAACCGAAAAGCAUUAAAAUAUAAUAACAUUGUACUAACAAAUCAAUUUUAAAAUCACAGUGAUGGUUCAGGUUCUCCUGACUAUACCAUAAUUAACUACCUCCCUCAUUGUUAUAAU
Molecule: messenger RNA, 2276 nt
Organism: Syngnathoides biaculeatus (alligator pipefish)
Lineage: Eukaryota; Metazoa; Chordata; Actinopteri; Syngnathiformes; Syngnathidae
Gene: casp7
Product: caspase 7, apoptosis-related cysteine peptidase
Exons: 7
Coding region: 223-1152 (309 amino acids)
Biological process (GO): proteolysis; apoptotic process
Cellular component (GO): cytoplasm
Source: RefSeq, a predicted model, not a curated record